Messenger RNA from Alnus glutinosa, 924 nucleotides. RefSeq lists its product as uncharacterized. The coding region runs from base 274 to 759 and encodes 161 amino acids. The record is from RefSeq and is a predicted model, not a curated record. The transcript is spliced from 2 exons. NCBI's taxonomy places the organism in Eukaryota, Viridiplantae, Streptophyta, Magnoliopsida, Fagales, Betulaceae.
CAACUCCCUGAAAACUCAUGCCAAUUUUCCCUGCAAACAAACAUCUGCCGAGAAAUAAAAGCAGUUGAGAGCAGCCAGAACCAGAAAGUCCACACGCGACCAUUUAUUUCCACUUCCCAAACCCCAUCUCCCUCACACUCCUGCAAUAUCAUCUUCAUCUUCAUCUUCCACAACCCUGUCGUCUUCUUUAUUUUCUAUUCAAUUUUCUUAAACUCAUAAUACUGGACCACCACUCAACCAGUCUUCUCUCUGACCCUCGAUCGAUUCCGCCCGAUGGGGUUCUUGAGGCGAAUAGCGGGUUUUCUAGGAAUUGUCAAGGACGAUCACGAACCCAAAGACGAAGACGACGAGAACAACAACAACAACGAUGAGAAUUCUGAUUCUCAGGCCCAUAAUCGGGCCCAUUUCCAAGAUACCGGGCUCCCUCGUAGAGGCUUCGGCGUGCCAGUCCAGGUCGUCGUCGACCGGCCCCAGCUCGGUCCAGUCCUCGGUCCCUGUAACCCCGGCGACGGCGGCGUCCAGGGUCUGAGAUGGUAUGCAAAGCAGCUGAGGAUAGAUGAAGACGGAGAUGUAGCAGACGAGUUCCUCGACGAGGUCCUGCCGGAGACGUCAACCAAUACAGAAGAUCGUCAAAGGCCAUUCCCGAGGUUUGAAGUUAAGUACAGUACAAGGCCGGCCAAAGUGAAGAACCUGGGUCUGUCGCGUGAUGGGAAAAUUCAACAGUGUGUGGAGCACCAAGGCAGAUUGCAGUGGGCAUGAAGUACCUUGAAAAGAGAUUGAUCAGGCUUAUUGGGUGGUAGGGUUUGUUUAGGCCUCAGCACAAGUAUGUUGUCUGUUGGUUUAGAAAGAACAGUAAUUGUUUGUCCUGUAUGGAUUGUGGACCCUGCUGCAACCCUUCGUAUCAAUGUAGAUGUGUUAUUCUUA